AUGUCUUCCAUUAUUAUGAUGCUUUCAUCAACACUAGUGACGACAGGCUUGUCUGCUUAUACCACAACAUCAUCAACCUGUUUCAUUCUUCAGGGCACAUACACAAAUGGUACAAGUCUGGGGUUCCUUGCUGUUGAGGAUUACCAGUUUGGAGUUUGGGCUUCAUUCGUCGGUGAGAGCUCGCGAGGAACAAAGCUUGGCAUCGAUGGAAUCACUGGUAACCUAAUCAAUUACGAUGGGGAAAGUGUGCAGCAAGGGUUUACGGCCUCGACAUAUUGGGAUGGCAUAAACAAUGUUGCGGGCUCUAUCGUCUUCGACAUGCUGUACUUUGAUAAUCCACAAAGUCUACUGGAUCCAGAGAGCAACGAACACAUUGCGGCCGUGUGUGAAGUCGACUCCAACAACAUCCUAGCUUGCGCUCACCGCUGGAGCCCGGACUAUCAAAUCUUCUCGUAUUGCCCCCAAAACGAUAUUGGCUUGGUCAUUGGCGACGGCAGUGAUCCGAGGUUCGAUUGCGAGCCUAUCGUGCUGCGUGCGAAUGCGGCCCAGGGCUGCGUUCUUCCAACAAGCACACCCGUCUCAUCGCCCACACCAACCCGGACACUAACCACGUUGCCCACGGGCACCGUGUCGCCAUCGAGCCAGCCCUUGUGCAUGGGAGGAAAGACACAAUGUGCGGACGGCUUCUUGGUCAGGUGCGACAAGAAUGUAUACAACGACAGCACAAAAUGGACUCUUGCCGGCGGCGUUCUGGACGAGCCUAUUGGAGACUUGCCCGUCACGUCGAGCCUAGAGUGCCACCAGGCUUGCGUCAAUAGAGCCACAUGUGCAGCGUGGAAGUACUUUGAACAUUCCUUCGAUUGGCUCUACUGUUGGCACACAAAUGAAACUAUUGCUGGUAAUGUUCAUUUUCAUGUUUCAGACUUUGCGUCCUACAGAUUCGGAGUGAGAGGUGCAUGUACUUAA
Pestalotiopsis fici W106-1 is the source of this 966-nucleotide messenger RNA. RefSeq lists its product as uncharacterized. NCBI's taxonomy places the organism in Eukaryota, Fungi, Ascomycota, Sordariomycetes, Amphisphaeriales, Sporocadaceae. The record is from RefSeq and is a predicted model, not a curated record. The coding region runs from base 1 to 966 and encodes 321 amino acids. The transcript has a single exon.